Messenger RNA from Mastomys coucha (southern multimammate mouse), 2948 nucleotides. It is a transcript of the gene Fam219b, whose product is annotated as family with sequence similarity 219 member B. The transcript has 5 exons. NCBI's taxonomy places the organism in Eukaryota, Metazoa, Chordata, Mammalia, Rodentia, Muridae. The coding region runs from base 123 to 713 and encodes 196 amino acids. The record is from RefSeq and is a predicted model, not a curated record.
GCCGGAAAGCGCCUCGGGAAGGCCGCGCCUGCGCGUCGCCAUCUUUCUAAAGGAGUGUAUGUCUUGCCAUUCGUUCUUCCCUGCGACGGGCUAGCCAUUGGUGGGGCGGGGCGGGGCCGGUCAUGGCGACCGGGGAGUUCCACGGGCAUGCGGUGCGGAUGUCCACCCAGGGGUCCCAGCCUGGCGCGGCUCCCGACUGCGUGGCAGGAGCUGCGGGGUUGCCCUCGGGGCAGAGCGGCGGCGCGGCCCUCCGGCUCGGGGAACGCCCGGUCCCCGCCAUGGAGAAGCGGGGACCCUACUUGGUGACGCGCGCACCUUCCAUUCAGGCUAAGCUGAAGAAGCACCGGGACCAUGCCAAGGCCGUUCUGCGGAGAAAGGGCAUGCUGGGCGCCUUGACGAACCGCCCCGAUUCUUCAGGGAAAAGGUCAGUGAAGUUUAACAAGGGCUAUACUGCUCUUAGCCAGAGUCCAGAUGAAAACCUGGUGUCCCUUGACUCUGACAGUGAUGGGGAGCUGGAAUCCAGAUACUCGUCCGGGUACUCCUCUGCAGAGGUGAGCCAGGACGUGAGCCGGCAGCUGCUGCAGGAUGGAUAUCACCUGGAUGAGAUUCCGGAUGAUGAGGACCUGGACCUCAUCCCUCCCAAGCCCAUCGCUUCCUCCGCGUGCUCUUGCUGCUGGUGCUGUCUUGGGGAGUCCUCCUGUACCCUCCAGUAGCCAUAACCCUCCAGGAUGAGCCGAUGGGCCCUGAUGGCCCUUCACAGCUCAGUGCACUGGGUGUCACUGCCAGCCUAGAACCCCUGGGCAGGCCAGUGGCCUACAGGUAGCCCUUACCUGGUGCUUCUCAUGUCAGAGGCCCCCAUCUGGGUCAUGGGUGACAGUUGGAGGUCUGCAGGUUUACACUGGGGCAGUUUCAGGAAGCCACUUUAACAAUGGCGGGAGGAGAGACUUUCUGUGGUUCUUAUGCUGCUGACAGGGUUGCUGAGAAAACCAUUUCCAGACAUUCUGACUGGUGUUUGUCAAGGUGUUCUGAGGAGAACUCUUCCUCCACGCAGGCUGUGCUGGGGUAUGUUGGGAGGCAGGGAACAGCACUUAAUGGCUUGCAGGAGGAAUCUCAAAGAGUACAAGUGGGACCAAGUCAAGGAAGCACCACGUGGGUUGUUCUUUAGUUUACACCUUGUCUGGUUACAGCAAGGAAUCUAGCUUAAUGAUGGAGUAGGAUGGCGGCUUUCAGAACCUCUGGGUGUGGGAUAUUCUGCUGGUCUGGAUGGGCUUAGUAACUCUGUCGGCCCUUCCCCCAUAAGAAGAGAAUUGCUCUGUUGUGUAUGUUUAUUUAUCUGUAGUUGCUUGGCCUUGGAGAAUUUUUCUGCCUGUUUUGUUUGUUUGUUUGUUUGUUUGUUUGUUUUGAGGUAAAAAUUGGAUUGGCUGCUGGGGCUAUCACCAGAAACCUGCAGUUUUUGUGAUUACCAGCAGAGGGAGCUGCUGGGAAGUCAGUGCCUUCCUAUCUUUAGCUUUUUAAGCUUUUGAGAAAUAUUGAUGGAUGAGAGCAGAUGUCCUGGUGUAGCUAUGUGACUCUGGCCUACAUGGAAAUGUUUAGAUAGGAUGGGGAGGGGAGACCUAAGCCAACUCCUGGUCCCCAUGUGAGCUGGUGAAUCUGCAGUGCAAGGGCUCACAGGCUAGAGGUGUAGUGCUGGUACAGCACUUGCCUAGCGCGUGCAAGGCUAGGAAGCUGGGAGACCACACAGAACAAGCCUGUGGGUGAGCACAGCUCAGUCCCAAGCCUCAACACAACAAAUGCAGGGAUAAUUUCUGCUACACUAAGCCUCUUCCUGAACUUUAGUUUUCUCAGACCCCCUUCUCCAUGGUCUUCUUCUUUGUUUUAUCUUACCCUGCUGUGUGGUGAGGCUUAGGGUAGAUACGGGUCCCAGCAUAAGGGCCACAGUAGUCAGAGUUAGGGGUUGGGCACCACAUGUGACUGUCCUGUCCAGUGAGAGGCUGGAUGAGAGGCUUAGGAGGAAUGACAUGCCCCCUACGUCCUUUCACAAGUAGUAGCAGAGGGGUAAGAUCAACAGAUAAGGCCUUCCCUGUUACUUAGCAACAGACCUGUCCACAUGAUUGCUGCCAGUGCCUAGCAGGGGUUUUUGUUGUUCUCAGGCUGUGGAAGGUUGACAACAGUAUGCUGUAUCUAGACUGUCUGGCAGCAUCACAGGAGGGAAGAUGGGACAGAAGCCAGAGGCACAUCUGCUUGGUUCUUAGGUUGGGUCAUAGAGGCUGACUGUGCUCUGCAGUGGGGGCCUGCAACUCUGUGCACCGGUCUCAUAAUCUGAGCACUUUAUGUACAGCCUGCAGGGAAGGAACACAGACCAUAUCCAGGCCUUCUAGGACUGCAGAGGUGGAGACCUCAUGCGCAAAGGGAAUAGAGAUAGUACAGAAUAGAGAAAGGCUUGGUGGUAGGGCUCAGAAAGGCCACAAGUGGUUGUGGAACUUAAGUGUGGAGUUCUAUUUCUAUUUGGUUAAAACUGAGUAGCCUAGACAUUUGGCAGCUCCUGGGGGUGGGCAAUACCCCCAAAACUACACCCUCUGGGGUGGUGGUUGCUAUAGUUAACAUUGAGAUACUUGGCUGGAACUGCCCCUGGAAGGAAAGUUCUCGAGCUGGGUAGCCUUGUGUGUCAAAGCAUCACUUGUGGAGAAAGCUCAGUAAUGUCCAGCCAAGAGGGGUAGAAAUGGACAGCUGUUAGAGGCUGGACAGAAACACCACCAGGAAAGGCACAAUGGUGCCCACAACCUAACUGCCUUAAUUGUGAGGGCUGGGUGUUCUGCAGGAGGCUGUCCCUGGGAAGGAGCGCAUCUGAGCCUCCUCAGGAGUGGCUCCCAUGUUGACGCUGCUCCUCAGACCUCUUUCUUGGCUUGCACUUUCAUAGUCUGUUAUAAUAAAUGCAAUCCUGGUAGUGA